Messenger RNA from Photinus pyralis (common eastern firefly), 942 nucleotides. RefSeq lists its product as uncharacterized. The record is from RefSeq and is a predicted model, not a curated record. Bases 358 to 687 code for a protein of 109 amino acids. The transcript has 2 exons. Lineage: Eukaryota; Metazoa; Arthropoda; Insecta; Coleoptera; Lampyridae.
CGGCCGUCUCGUUUUCUGUUUAUUGUUUGGAGCACCCCGCGUCUGUUCCCUUCUAAAUAACCGAAUUUAAUCAAAUUAAAACGCGCCGCGUAAACAAUACGAUAGUUUUAAUUAAAAUGCCGUAGACGAUAAAUACUUUGUGGCGGAACUUUAAAGUCUGGAAGUUAUUCGCGUGUUGGAAAAGCCGAAAUUUAGUUUUGAUAGUUUCUAAUGGCUUCCCUUUGCGUCCCCCGCAUCUUCUAGACAAUGACAGUAGAAUUUUUCACGUGAUAUUUUCCAAAUAAAUAGUGCAUUAUGACUUAGAUAUCGCUUUUUAAAUUAAUUUUAUUAAAUUAAUUGUAAUCGUUUAAUGUUAUAAUGAGCUCGAACGAACAAAGCCACUUCAAUGGUGCUCCAUCACAGGCUGAAAAUAGUGAAGUCAGCACACAACGACCACCUCCUGCCACAUCUGUUCCGACCGAUCUUCGCGUAAACACGACGGCGUUAAAUGCGGUCGCUUUAAGCAGUGUCGCUAAAUACUGGGUGCUUACAAAUUUAUUACCCGGCCCGAUACCGCAGGUGUCCGUCUAUGGGCUGCCUACUUCCGGACGUGGUGAUAAUCAAAACAAAAUUACACAGGUUGGUACUCGUAGUUGGACGUGGCUGCCCAGAAAAAUUGCCGAGUGUAUCGUAACUAAUGCGAUAUAAAUAAGUAAUCUGUAUGCGAUGACCCUUGACGCCCAUUAAGAAAAGGUCUAUGGACUCUUUCGCUUUAAUGGGUGCACAAUGUAAUUCGCACUUAACCUGCAUUGCGCUUUUUUAAACGAUACCGUUUACAGUCGAGAUAUUUUAUAGGUUACAUAAUUAUACAGGGUGUUCUGAUAAAACUUCUUUUUUUUAACAAAUGCUAGUUAUAGAAAGGUAUCAAUUCUGCAAUUGUUGCCUUGCCGUUGACGUAAUAGU